AUGCGUCGUCUUCUGCCGUUGCCGCUCCUUCUUCCGCUGCUCGUUCCAUUGGCACUCUGCCAAAUCACUCCGGUGCCAAAGAUGGAUAUUACUCCUAUUCCCAUUGACAAAACUGACCCGAACGUCAAAGGUACGAGCUGUGAAUUGCAGUCUCUUUUUGAUUGAAACUUCAGAGUUCCAAAGAAUCGAUUCGAACAAAGACGGACAACUGACUUUCACCGAAUUCCUGUUAUCUGACCGCCCGUUUCUAGAGCAUCAGUCGAGAAGAUUCCAUGGUUUCGAUGGGAAUGGUCAGUACAAUAACACGCAGUUUCACAUUCCCUAGUCAUUCGUUCUCAAAAUGGUCAUAAAAUGAAUGAACUCUGUCAGGUGACGGCGUCGUGACGAAGAAGGAAUUCGAAGACUAUUUCAAGAAAUUGGAGAAGCAUAAGAGAAGAAGUGACAUGUUCUUCAGCAAAUUCGUCGGUUUUCCUGUUCCUAAUCCGUUUCUAAUGACUCUGUUUUUCAGAAUCGUGAUCGCCGUGACCCUUUUCAGGCGUCGUUCUUCGAUUCGUUCCCGAAGAGUCCGGAGGAGUCUCGCGAACUCUCCGGACCCAUGCACAACCCGUCCAUGGUCCUUCUCUGA
This is a messenger RNA of Caenorhabditis sp. 36 PRJEB53466, 625 nucleotides long. The record is from the annotation of a GenBank genome assembly. NCBI's taxonomy places the organism in Eukaryota, Metazoa, Nematoda, Chromadorea, Rhabditida, Rhabditidae.